This is a messenger RNA of Prunus armeniaca (apricot), 342 nucleotides long. NCBI's taxonomy places the organism in Eukaryota, Viridiplantae, Streptophyta, Magnoliopsida, Rosales, Rosaceae. The record is from the annotation of a GenBank genome assembly.
AUGAGGUUCGGGAAACGUGGAAAGUUAAGCCCUCGUUAUUUCGAACCUUAUGAGAUCACAGAAUGCAUCGGACCCGUUGCCUAUAGACUUGCCUUACCUCCAGAACUAUCUUGGAUUCAUGACGUAUUUCACGUAUCUAUGCUAUGGAAGUACGUGCCCAAUCCUUCCCUUAUCCUGGAAUAUCAAUUUGUGGAGCUGAGAGAAGAAUUGACAUAUGAGGAGCAACCAGUGCAAAUUUUGGAUAGAAAGGAACAAGUGUUGCGCUCUACAACCAUUUCAGUAGUGAAGGUAUUGUGGAGGAGUCAAACUGUUGAGGAAGCUACUUGGGAAUCCGAGGCGUAG